Molecule: messenger RNA, 938 nt
Organism: Sitophilus oryzae (rice weevil)
Lineage: Eukaryota; Metazoa; Arthropoda; Insecta; Coleoptera; Curculionidae
Product: GILT-like protein 1
Exons: 5
Coding region: 244-915 (223 amino acids)
Molecular function (GO): oxidoreductase activity, acting on a sulfur group of donors, disulfide as acceptor
Source: RefSeq, a predicted model, not a curated record
UCUUCGCAUUGUUUUUAAAUGCAUUCAUUGUGAUAAACAAAGCACUAGUAGUCCUUCAAAAUAUAUUGGCUCAUUAACUCCCUAAUAAUUAUAUUUGCGUGAAAAAAUUCGCAUGUUCUUGCUACCUCCAACAGUCAAACCUCGACAGCUUAAAUUUAAGGCGGCAAUAUAAUAUGACAAAUCGCGAAAUAUUUAAAUCUGCUUCUGUAUACUCUUGCAACAGUUACAACCGAUACCAAUAAGAUGUGGCAUAUAUUACAACAGAUACCGAUAUGUUUUAGUGUGUUAUUUUUGUGUACAACUCUUAUUAAUGGACAAAAUUUCGUUGGUUCUACCGCAAAAUUAAGUGUUAAAGUGUACUUUGAAUCUUUGUGCCCAGAUAGCUUGAGUUUUAUAAGAAAUCAAUUAUACAAGAACUGGCAGGACAUAGCACAGUAUGUUGAUCUGCAGUUGAUACCCUUUGGAAAAAGCGCUAGUUACGAAAAUGGGACAAGAUUUACCUGUCAACAUGGCACACUAGAAUGUAAGGGGAACAGGAUGAUGUCCUGCGUUCUACAAAGGACGCCCAAUCAGAAUUUGCAAGUCGAAUACGUAAAUUGCUUUAUGAAUAGCUACAGAAAUGCCAGAAUUGAUAAAGAUGAAUUUGGUCAACAGUGUGCUGCACGGAUUGGUAUCGAUUUUGACGACACCUAUAAAAAGUGUUACUUGACAAGAAAAGGAACAGAACUUCAACUUGAAGCUGAACGUCAAACAAUAGAUGUCAAACUGAAAUUCGUACCUACUAUAGUUUAUAAUGGGGUAUUUAGCCAACAACUGCAAGACACCAGUUUGAACAAUUUCCGCAAUGUUGUAUGCGAUUUGAUAAAAGAAGCUUUCCCCGAGGCGUGCAAACAUACUUCUGUAAUUUCUUUGUGAAAAUAAACUAUUUAUUAUCGUUU